Molecule: messenger RNA, 513 nt
Organism: Racocetra fulgida
Lineage: Eukaryota; Fungi; Glomeromycota; Glomeromycetes; Diversisporales; Gigasporaceae
Source: the annotation of a GenBank genome assembly
AUGGCACUGGAUCCAAAAGAUUUGGCUGAAAAACAACAAAAAUUCUUAGCCAAAGCUCAUCUGCCUUCCAGCCCUUCAACUGUAGUAAAAAAGGCUAUAGUACCGGAAACUUGUCGAUCUCAGGCUGAAGAUAUUAUGGCAGGUUUAUUAAGUGGAAAAGAAGAAAAGGUUGGAUGGAGAUGGAAAGAUGAUCCGAUGAAACAGACUCCUCUCAAGGGUGAAUGGGUUGAAUCAAAAACAAGAAAAAAGAUAACUGAUGCGGAUCGUGUAAUUCUAUAUGUUCAUGGAGGUGCUUAUAUUUUAGGAAGUCCCGCUCAGCAUCGUUUUUUAAUACAAAAAGUUGCUAAAGAAGUUGAUACAUUGGCUGCCUAUCUUUAUUUAAUACAACCACCAUCAGACUCUGGGCUCGAACCAAUAAACCCUAAAAAUAUAGUAAUAAUGGGUGAUUCGGCUGGUGGAGGUCUUGCCUUGGCUGCAAUGUUGGUCCUUCGAGAUGCCGGCCUUCCACAACCG